Myotis brandtii (Brandt's bat) is the source of this 2387-nucleotide messenger RNA. RefSeq names its product 25-hydroxyvitamin D-1 alpha hydroxylase, mitochondrial. The record is from RefSeq and is a predicted model, not a curated record. The coding region runs from base 330 to 1607 and encodes 425 amino acids. Gene Ontology annotation, cellular component: mitochondrial inner membrane. Gene Ontology annotation, molecular function: monooxygenase activity; iron ion binding; oxidoreductase activity, acting on paired donors, with incorporation or reduction of molecular oxygen. Lineage: Eukaryota; Metazoa; Chordata; Mammalia; Chiroptera; Vespertilionidae. Gene Ontology annotation, biological process: cholesterol metabolic process; C21-steroid hormone biosynthetic process; glucocorticoid biosynthetic process. The transcript has 7 exons.
GGCUCAAGCAGCACGGAGUCCAUCCCGACACCCAGCAGAGGAGUGCAUUCAGAAAGCGCCUUCUCCUCGCAGUGCCGAAGUCUGGAAGCCCGGUAGGUCCAGACAAGUGGGUAGGAGGCAGGAACGCGCAGGACCUUCCCCGGGCAUUUGGCGUAUUGGGCUUAAAGCUACCUGCGCUCCUAUCCUUUGGGCUCUCGUCCUGAAAUGGAGAGUCCACGUGUGAACCUUUAGGGAUUUUUCCACCGUGGCUAGGCCAAGGUGACCAAAGAGAGGUCCUGAAUGUCUAAGCAAAGUUCUUUCACUUGGCCCGUCACGCUCCAACUUUAGGGAUGGAAAGAGGGGGAGGGUUUUUUAGCAUUAGGUCCAUGCACCAGCUGGGAGCUCCCCCUUCCAAAGCCUGGUUGGCGUUGGCACGGGCCAACCUGGGAGUCCCUUUGCCCAUGUCUCCGGUGUCGCCGCGCCCAUUCUCCCAGGUGCAGGGCGCUGCGCGCUUCGGUCCUGUGUGGUUGGCCAGCUUCGGGAAGGUGCGCACGGUGUACGUGGCGGCCCCUACACUCAUCGAGCAGCUGCUGCGACAGGAGGGGCCCAGGCCCGAGCGCUGCAGCUUCUCACCGUGGGCUGAGCACCGGCGCCAGCGCCAGAGGGCUUGCGGACUGCUCACGGCGGAAGGCGAAGAAUGGCAGAGGCUCCGCAGCCUCCUGGCCCCGCUCCUCCUUCGGCCUCAAGCAGCUGCCCGCUACGCCAGGACCCUGGACGACGUGGUCCUUGACCUGGUGCGGCGACUGCGGCGCCAACGGGGACGUGGUACUGGGUCGCCCGCCCUGGUUCGCGAUGUAGCCGGAGAGUUUUACAAAUUUGGACUAGAAGGCAUAGCAGCUGUGCUGCUGGGUUCGCGCCUGGGCUGCCUGGAGACAGAAGUGCCUCCAGACACCGAGACCUUCAUCCGGGCAGUGGGGUCUGUGUUUGUGUCCACGCUGUUGACCAUGGCGAUGCCCAACUGGCUGCACCGCCUGGUGCCGGGACCCUGGGGCCGCCUCUGCCAAGACUGGGACCAGAUGUUUGCAUUUGCCCAGAAGCACGUGGAGCGGCGAGAGGCCGAGGUAGCCAUGAGGAGCCAGGGAAGGCCUGAGGAGGACAUGGAAUCGGGGGCGCACCUGACCCACUUCCUGUUCCAGGAAGAGUUGCCUGCCCCGUCCAUCCUGGGGAAUGUGACGGAGCUGCUGCUGGCCGGAGUGGACACGGUGUCCAACACGCUCUCCUGGGCUUUAUAUGAACUCUCUCGGCACCCCGAAGUCCAGACGGCUCUCCACUCUGAGAUCACAGCUGCCUUGGCCAGGGGGUCCAAUGCCCACUCCUCAGCCACUGUUCUGUCCCAGCUGCCCCUGCUGAAGGCUGUCCUCAAGGAAGUGCUAAGACUGUACCCCGUAGUACCUGGAAAUUCCCGUGUUCCAGAUAAAGACAUUCGUGUAGGUGAUUAUAUCAUCCCCAAAAAUAUCUUGACCCACUUUGAGGUACAGCCUGAGCCAGGUGCUGCCCCAGUCAGACCCAUGACCCGGACUGUCCUGGUACCUGAGAGGAGCAUCAACCUACAGUUUGUGGACAGAUAGUCCUGUGGAAGGAGGCUGUUACCACCUUUUCUCUCAUCAUAGGGGUUUAUUAGGCACAAGACCAAGAGAUGUGUAUUUCCCCUGAGACCUGUCUAUCUCAUCACACUAGUCAGAAUGAUCAUAGCAAAGGGUUUGAGGCAGUCCUGGCCAAGGUGUGAAGUAUGCAUUUGGCCUGACCCAGCAGGCCCGGAGAAAACCACAGUCCCUCUGCUGCUCAGCCCUUUUCCUGAUCAUAUCAUAUGCAUCCUUCAAGGGCCAACUCAGGCUUUUAACUAAUAAUGCUGGGUGACCUGAGGAAGAAUUCCACCACUGCCCUUUGGGGACUCCACAGUGUUCAUUGAUGCUGCUAACUAAGCUCUUUACAUGACAUGAGCUAAGUAAUUGUGCAUCUGGUCUGCACCUGGUUGGUCUUCCUUGCAUGUGAGCUCUUUGAGAGGAAGGAUGAGGCCUUAUUCAGUGUUUAUACCCCUGCCAGGGCCUGUCCCUGGGUGACACGCAAAAUCUCAGAUUGAAUCUGGACCAUGUGGCAGAAGCGGGGAGCAGCUUACCAGGCUCUGCCUACCCCGUUCUUUCCUCACCUUGCCCCUAGAAAGGUGAGUCUGCCCUUGCCUGGUUUAUGAUUUUUUAAAAACGAUCCUUGCCUCUCUGGUCACUCUUGAGUUGGGUUGCUUAGUUCCUAGACAGAGACAUCUCUGCACCUAUCCCUGUAUAUGCCUUCCUUUUAAAUAUUGAUAUUUUUAAAUAUUCAUAGUUUUGAAAUAAAAAAAAAAUUGAAUGUUC